AUGAGUUGGUGGAGGAAUGAUAAGAAUGGUAGCUCCGGUGGCAAUAGUGCAAGGAGGACACCGUUGGACCUACAGCUACGCCUGGAACUACCCACAGGGAGGGUAGAGGUUGACCAUGGCAAUGAUAAUGAAUUAUCAUCAUCUAGCUCAUGUGUAUCAUCAGAUAUUUCAUCAGAUGAAAGGUUGGUGCUAGUGCUCGCUGGUUGUAGACGGUGCUGGAGGUACUGCAUGAUGGCUCCUGUUGUCGAGCUCCCUGUGGACGGACUGGCCUACCAUGGGUUCGCCACGAUCCUGUAUGACGUACUGGACUUGCUAGGUGUCCCCACAGAGAAGAUCGAGUACGUGUGCUGGGGUGAGCCUAGACCCGACGGGUUCAAGGGCCACAUCGUGGUCCACCAUAAGGUCCCCGCCAGCGAGUUCGUACCCGUGCUGUGUGCCUUUGAGACACUGGAGGUGGAGAACUCCAUUGCUUCGUGCAUGCAGUCUGUCUCGCGCACUGCUCUUCGUAGUGUGAUGCGUGACGCACACGACUACCUCAAGACGGGACCGUACCGCCUGCUACCUGCCGCUCUGGACCUCAAUAGGUUCUCAGAGCCGCAGAUCACUGCCGCAGACCAUGCUGCGUGUGACGAGGAUCGCUACAUCAUGGAUGUGGAGAUGCAGAACCACCGCUACCGAGACCUCCUGUUCCGUUGCGAUGAGGAGUUCCUCAAGGUGGAGCGCAAGGAGGAGGAGAUGGUUGGCAAGCUUGAGGAGGAGCGCAUGGGCUAUGACAGAAUGAAGACCUUCUACGAGACCCAUGAGAAGUCACUUCGGGAGGAGAUCGCCAACCUCAAGGACAAAGUUGGGGAGGCUGAGCUUCGCCACGACUAUCUUGAGUCCAAGGUGCUUGAGUGCGAGGAUCGGAUUGAGCGUCAGAGACAUACCCUGAGGGAGUUCCACGAGAAGGAGAAGCACCGUGGCAUCAGGAAGCUUGCCCUGGAGGCCCAUUGCAACAUGAUGGAGAAGCUGGCUGUGGAGGCUGCCAUCACCACCACCUACAACAUGCAUCACCUAGUUCACUACAUCAAGUGCACCGAGUACCUUCAGAACAAGGUGAACCGCAUCAGCCAGGCUUGGAUCGACGCUGAUCGCAAGCGCGUCCAGGAGAUCAGGAAGGUCUAG
Messenger RNA from Miscanthus lutarioriparius, 1164 nucleotides. Lineage: Eukaryota; Viridiplantae; Streptophyta; Magnoliopsida; Poales; Poaceae. The record is from the annotation of a GenBank genome assembly.